Messenger RNA from Brugia malayi, 531 nucleotides. RefSeq lists its product as uncharacterized. The transcript has 4 exons. NCBI's taxonomy places the organism in Eukaryota, Metazoa, Nematoda, Chromadorea, Rhabditida, Onchocercidae. The record is from RefSeq and is a predicted model, not a curated record. The coding region runs from base 1 to 531 and encodes 176 amino acids.
AUGGAUGCACUAAUAUUAAAUGCUGGACAUUCGCAACUGGAAGAACAGCUAAAAAUCGCAGCAGCUUGCGGUGUCGCAGAACGACAGCACGGAUCCAGAUCUAAUGAUAUUACCGCGGUGAUAGCAACAGAAGAUAACGAUGAGAUCAUAGCAAUGGAAGACAAUAAUGAAGGUAUUGUGGAAAAUUCAAUGGCAUCUCCAUCGUCAGAGCACGAUAGCUCAACGAGUUUACCAUCACCUCCAAAACAAGCACUGAUGGAUGAUGAUUUUGUUAAAACUCUCGAGCAACUUUCGAAACAACAGAGUUCACGAGUACUAAGCACUGCAGAACAAGGCAUUACUCCUCAGCAUGGUAAUUUCAGAACUGUACUGAAAAGACCUGAUUUAAAAGGAACUUUCCGGUGUUCGAUAUGCCAAAAAAUAUUUUGCCAUUCAUCGUCGCUAAGUCGUCAUCGAAUGCAAGCACAUUUUAAAAGUUACACAUGUACGCUAUGCAGAAAGGAAAUUACAAGUUUGUGUCUUCUUAUUUAA